Poeciliopsis prolifica (blackstripe livebearer) is the source of this 1013-nucleotide messenger RNA. RefSeq names its product butyrophilin subfamily 3 member A2-like. The coding region runs from base 147 to 719 and encodes 190 amino acids. The transcript is spliced from 5 exons. NCBI's taxonomy places the organism in Eukaryota, Metazoa, Chordata, Actinopteri, Cyprinodontiformes, Poeciliidae. The record is from RefSeq and is a predicted model, not a curated record.
UCAGCAGCAGGUAGGAGCGCACCGCAGCUUCCGGCCACAGACUGACAGAGAAACGGCAAGACAAAGUUUUCGGAUCGGCUCAGAGAGGACUCAGCGAAAGUUCUUCGAAGUGAAAUCAAUGUGUUUUCGGAUAUGACUCAUAUUAAAUGCAGAGCGUCGAUCCGUGUCUGGGCCACAACCCCGGGCUGCCUCCACUUCCUGGUUCAGCCUCAGCAGAUAUCGUCCCACAGACAAUAACAGCCAAUGUGACUGAAACCGUCGUCCUGCCCUGUCACAUCACUGUCGACGGUGAACUCCCCACGCUGGAGUGGUCCAAGGAGGGCUUAGAGAUAAACAACAUCACCUUACUCUACCGGGACGGAUGCGAGACGUUUGGGAUGAAGAAUCCGGCCUUCCACUACCGGACUAACCUUCUUUUGAACAAACUGAAGGACGGCAACAUCUCUCAGAUCAUUUACAACCUGAGGGUGUCUGAUGGAGGCAGGUACCACUGCAGGACCCGCAGGGGGAAGCAGUGGCAGGUUCACGCGAUUAUCGUCCUGAACGUGGGUGCCACGUCAAAGCCAGAGCUCACAGUCGUUCCCUCCACUGGUAGUGAAGGAGUGACCCUGCAGUGUAAGGCGGAGUGCUGGUUCCCAGAACCUGACAUAAUGUUUCUCGAUGACGAAGAGAAAGAGAUUCCAGCAGAAAAACCCACAAGAGGUCCAAACUCUACAUAAUGUUUUACAGUCACCAGGAGAGCAGUUGUGAAGACUAAAAUCAACAGAGUGACUUGCAAAGUCCACGAGAGAAAGCUCAAUCAGACCAAGAACACAGAGAUUUACAUCCCAGAUGACUGGAUGAGGUCUUUCUCAAACACGGCAAUCAUCACAGGUUUCUUGACAGGGUUAAUAAUAUGUGGAAUUGUUUUCCUGGUACACAAGAUUUUCUACAGUGAGUACGUUCACUCAAGCCAAAUUAAGGAUUAAACUACUUUUUAAAGAUUACUUUAGUCAUAUUUCACUUUCUUUUGG